Cucurbita pepo subsp. pepo (vegetable marrow) is the source of this 1687-nucleotide messenger RNA. RefSeq names its product tyrosine aminotransferase. Gene Ontology annotation, biological process: L-tyrosine catabolic process; biosynthetic process. The record is from RefSeq and is a predicted model, not a curated record. NCBI's taxonomy places the organism in Eukaryota, Viridiplantae, Streptophyta, Magnoliopsida, Cucurbitales, Cucurbitaceae. Gene Ontology annotation, molecular function: pyridoxal phosphate binding; L-tyrosine:2-oxoglutarate transaminase activity.
UUCUGUUCGCUUGUACCAUCAUCUCCCAUUUCUUCUGUUCAUCGUUCUUCUUCCAAGCUUCACUUUCACGACGACGUCUGGUAGAUUGGAACCUCCCGAUCACUUUUCUCAGUCGCCGAAGCUUUCUCUUCAUCUUCUCAUUCCCCUACGCUGCAUUCCGUAGCGGGUAUUUCGAAUUUGCCAGAGGCCAUGGAAAACGCCUCAAGAAAAUGGCGUUUCCAAGUCGAUUCGGAACCCAAUAAGUCCAUCAAUCUCUCAAUCUAUGCAGUUCUCGAUAUGAUUAGGCAGAGCCUCGACAAAAAUGACCAGAGGAUAGUUGUUCCCCUUGGUUAUGGCGACCCUUCCAUUUUUCCUUGCUAUCAUACUGAUGUAGCCGCUGAAGACGCCAUAGCCGAUGCUGUUCGCUCUGCAAAGUUCAAUUCCUACUCUCCCAGUCUUGGCAUGCCCGAAGCCAGAAGGGCGGUUGCCGUUCAUCUAUCUCGUGAUCUUCCGUAUAGUUUGUCGGCAGAUGAUGUUUAUCUAACAGCUGGGUGUGUACAAGGAAUUCAAACCGUAUUAACGGCUCUAUCUUUCUGUGGCCCAGGCGCCAAUGUGUUGCUUCCAAGGCCUGGGUUCCCAAUCUAUGAGAUGCGAGCUGAUUUCGCUCAUAUUGAAACUCGCCAUUUCAAUCUUCUCCCUGAAAGGAAUUGGGAAGUCGACCUCGAUGCUGUUGAAGCUCUAGCAGAUGAGAGAACUGUUGCGUUGGUCAUCAUCAAUCCAGGAAAUCCAUGCGGUAGCGUUUACUCUAGAGAACAUCUGCAGAAGAUUGCAGAAACAGCUAGUAAACUUGGGAUUAUGGUAAUCUCUGAUGAAGUUUAUGCCAAUCUCACUUUUGGCUGUAACCCAUUUGUCCCAAUGGGAGCAUUUUCAUCAAUUGCUCCUGUUGUUACUCUCGGAUCAAUAUCUAAGAAAUGGGUUGUGCCUGGAUGGCGAUUUGGUUGGAUUGUUCUUAAUGACCCACAUGGGAUUCUUCAUCAAUCUAGGAUUGUUGAGCGCAUCAAGAGCUAUAUCACUUUCACAAUGGUUCCUGCAACAUUCAUUCAGGCAGCCAUUCCUCAAAUUUUAGAGACAACGAAGGAUGAUUUCUUCUCCAGAAUAAACUACAUGCUGAGAGAGGCUGUAGAUACUUGUUAUGAGGGAGUUCAGGAAAUCCCCUGCAUCACUUGUCCCAAAAAACCAGAAGGCUCCAUGUUUAUGAUAGUGAAACUUGAUCUGUCUCUUCUGGAAGGCAUUGAAGAUGAUUGUGAGUUCUGUGUUCAGUUGGCUAAAGAGGAAUCUGUCAUUAUUCUUCCUGGCGCUGCGGUUGGGUUGAAGAACUGGUUACGAAUAUCUUUUGCAAUUGAUAUCGAAGCACUUAAAGAAGGCAUUCGGAGGCUCAAAGCCUUCUGCCAAAGGCAUGGUAGAGGCACUCAAGCUUGAUUCAAUCACGUAAGAUUUGAAAUAAUACCCAAAACAGAGAUGAUAGGUUGGUAAAUUCUCUAGUAGUACUUCUGUUCUAAAGUUUUUUUCAGCGUUGGUUAAUAUAUUAAAUAAGCCAAUUUGAACAACUUCCGUUCAACCAAGAGGUCAGAGAUUCAAAUAUGUACUCUUUGCGGGUAUGAACAUAGAUUAGCGGUUUAGACACUCCUAAUUCUUCUUUGACUUUGUA